AUGGAAAAGUGGAAGAACAUGUCAAUCUUUGGCGAGUUCGAUACUUGCUCCAACAGGAGCUACUAUGGAGAGACAUCUUCGGAUGAUGAUAUGCCUUACUUUGGAGAUAUCUUCCGAGAGUACAAGAACACCCCAUCAACUGACAAAGGAAUUCUGACUCGUUGUUUCUGUGGAGACAAAGUCGUUGUUAUGCAUCACACGUUUGGUGUCUACAACGGCCAGAAAUUCUACAGUUGUGUGGAAGACAACAACAAACUGUGCGACGAAGCAAUCAUCGAGGAGAUUGACGCUGUGAAGACCAAGCUGGGUGAUCAAGAAGCUAAAGUCGAGACAGCUGCUAAGGAAAUCACUGAACUCAAGAAAAUGGUGUCUGACCAGAACACGAUUGAUGGUCUUAUGAAGAAGCCGUGA
Messenger RNA from Arabis nemorensis, 411 nucleotides. Lineage: Eukaryota; Viridiplantae; Streptophyta; Magnoliopsida; Brassicales; Brassicaceae. The record is from the annotation of a GenBank genome assembly.